Molecule: messenger RNA, 750 nt
Organism: Thelazia callipaeda (thelaziosis nematode)
Lineage: Eukaryota; Metazoa; Nematoda; Chromadorea; Rhabditida; Thelaziidae
Source: the annotation of a GenBank genome assembly
AUGUUGUUGGGAGAGGCUAUAGUAUUAGUGGUUUUUGGUGUAAUUUCGAUAUCUGCUGACAAAAAUUUAAUCACUUUGAAUGAGGAAUCGUGGACCGAAAUAUUAAGUGGUGAAUGGAUGAUUGAAUUUCAUGCUCCUUGGUGCCCUGCUUGUAAGGAUCUUCAGAAAGCAUGGCAAGCAUUUGCUGAUUGGAGUAAAUACCUUGACAUAAAAGUUGCUGAAGUUGAUGUUACCGUAAAUCCAGGAUUAUCUGGUCGUUUUCUUGUUACAGCUCUUCCAACUAUUUAUCAUGUGAAAGACGGUGUAUUCCGUGCCUACUCAGGAGCUCGAGAUAAAAAUGAUUUUAUUACUUUUAUCGAAGAAAAGAAAUGGGCAUUUUAUGAUCCCAUACCAAGCUACAAGCAUCCAAGUUCUGUACAGAUGUCAAUAGUUGCAUGGUUCUUUAAAUUAUCUAUGUUCGUGCGUGACAAGCACAACUAUUUAGUUGAUGAAGGAUUACCGUCGUGGGCAUCGUACUGUAUGUUUGCUGGUAUUACAUUGGCUUUAGGCUGCGUACUUGGCUUUUUUAUUGUAUGCAUUAUUGAUCGAGUUUUUCCUACUGGUCAUAAUCAGCUUCCGAAAUUAGAAAAAAAGCCGAAGAAAGAUCAGAGAAACAAAGCUAAAAAGGUUAUCUUUGAAUGUUUUUCAACAGAUGAAAAUAUGCGAAAUAGAAAAGGGACUGCCAAAAAUGAAGCGAAGAAGAAGAAAUAA